UCAAAACUAUAUGAUUUUAUAAUAUUGCUUGACAGUACAAUGGAAUAUACGUUAAAUGUUUCAGCCGAGCGGUCGGUAGUGCGAGAGUCACUCAAAGGGAUCAUAUGGACUAUUUUCUUUCAUAGAUUAUUUGGACCUAUUACUCCAUCAAUGAACGAAUUCCUCGGAGUUCCAUAUCCGAUAGCGGAGAGUAUGACUUCAUUGGAUACAUUAAUAGAUGAAAAGAUCCAUCACUUGAUAAAAAAUGUAUUCAAUGGAAAUGUUACAGCGCCACUGGGGAAUUCAAGAAAUGUUAAAUCAGGUCAAAUAAAGAUACAAUUAUAUGAACUUCGAGUGAAAAAAUCCAAGAAAACUGGUUGGUUUGGACAAGUUAAAUCAGAAGAUGAAGAGAAACGAUUAUGGGAAUCAUGGGUGAUAAAUGUUAAAUGUUAUCCAGUUGAUGAAGGAGGACCUGGAAAUGUUGAAACAGGUGGCAAACUGACAGAUGAUAGAUCCUCAACUAAAAGUGAGCCUAUGGCUAUGUCGAUAGCAAGCUUCAAAGAGAACCUAAAUAAUAUAAUUGAUAUUGCAGACACACAUAAGGAUCAUAUCCCACCAAUAACUUCACUCGACAGUCUACCUUUCCCUUAUACAAUAAUUGUGAGUGAUACACAAGUUCAUUCUACAGCCACUGAAGAAGAAUCAUGGGGUACACUAAUAAAAAAGAUGCUUGACUAA
[Candida] anglica is the source of this 717-nucleotide messenger RNA. The record is from the annotation of a GenBank genome assembly. Lineage: Eukaryota; Fungi; Ascomycota; Pichiomycetes; Serinales; Debaryomycetaceae.